UAUCACCUCUCUCUCUCCCCUCAGUUCCAGUGGCUUCUGGGUUUGAUUUCUGAGGGUUAGCACAAGAUUCUGCGCCUUUUCGGGAGUUUUGUGAAACCUUGGAGUCCGAAUCUGGAUGCAACUCCCUUAUAACCGAAGGAAUAAACCGAGAAUCCGAAGAAAAAUCAUCUUGUUGGAAUUAUGUUCGAUGAGACGGAAAUCUGUGGGAAUCUUGACUUUUACUCUGCUGCCUUGUUGGGGAGAAAUGCUUGUUUCCAUCAAGCUGAACAAGAGCUGGCUGCUACCGUUGUUGAUGAUUUUACGGAUGUCGAAGUGGAGGAGCUCGAACGGAGGUUGUGGAGAGACCAGUUGCGUUUGAAGCGGCUAAAGGAACUGAGCAAAGGGACAAAACCCGAUGGCUCCGAGAAUCCUCUGCAGUUGCAAGAACAGGACAGGAAGAAGAAGAAGACGAAUAGAGCGCAAGGUGGGAUCUUGAAGUACAUGUUGAAAAUUAUGGAGGUUUGCAAAGCUCAUGGUUUUGUUUAUGGAAUCGUGCAAGAGAACGGGAAAACUGUCAUGGGAUCCUCUGAUAAUCUCCGGGAAUGGUGGAAAGAUACGGUGAGGUUCGACAGGAACGGCCCAUAUGCCAUAGCCAAGCAUCUGACUGACAAUUCUUCCGGGCUUGGACAGGAUUUGGGGUCUCGAGUCGUCGGUUCUACUCCACACACAUUGCUCGAGCUUCAGGAUACAACUCUCGGGUCGCUUUUAUCAGCAUUGAUGCAGCAUUGUAGUCCUCCACAGAGGCGUUUUCCGCUUGAUAAGGGUGUUACUCCACCGUGGUGGCCUACAGGGAAGGAAGAGUGGUGGCCCCAAUUGUCUUUGCCUGAGGAUUGUCGAGGAUUUCCUCCACCAUACAAGAAACCUCACGAUUUAAAGAAGGUCUGGAAAGUCGGGGUCCUCAUGUCAGUGAUAAAGCACAUGUCUCCCGACAUUGCCAAGAUACGUAAGCUUGUGAGACAGUCUAAAUGCUUGCAGGGCAAAAUGACAGCCAGAGAAAGCUCCAUGUGGCUCGCUGCAAUCAACAGAGAAGAGGUCAUAGUUGGAGAACUUUACCCUAAUACUUUUCCCAGAGAAUUCGGUUAUUUUCCUGUUUCUGCUUUUGCGAGUGAUUCUCCCGUUGUUCCUAAGAGGAAGCUCGAGGCCAAUCCGGACAUAGCAUUGCAUCACAAGAUCUAUAAAUGUGAGAAUCAUCUCUGUCUGUACAGCGAGGCCCAAAUGGGAUUUUAUGACAGGAUCUCAAGGGACAACCACCAACUGACAUGUUUCUACAGAGGCAACUCAUUCGGGAUAGGAGCAACAAAUCUGCACGAAAACAACCUUAAACCCAUGACCCUAAACCAACCCUGUCUCGAAACCAAGCAAGCAGUACUUCCAAAUAACCCGUUCUCGCCGUUCUUUGGUCUAACCAGUCGUACGAUUCCCGAAGACGGGAAAUCAACCAUUUAUGAUCUGUGUUCCGGCUACUACAACAUCUCCCACAACAUCAAAUCUGGAAAUGAAGCAACGGCCAUGGAAGUCCAGAACAUUCUUCAACCGAAUAUUCAAGAUCAAUUGAGUGUUCAUCAGAUGUACAGACAAGUCCAGGGUACUAACGAACUCUUUGAAAGGCAGGCAAGGAAAAGCACAGAUCAAACGUCCUUACAUGAAGAACAAGCUGUAAGAAUGGAGCAUCUGCCGAAACAUCAUGACCCAUCCUUAUGGUUUCAGUAAGCUAUAACCUCUCCUAACCUCACAUGGAAACUACUGUUUUUUUUUUUUUUAUGAAACAUAUCUCAUGCCCCACAUCUUUGGUCUCUUGCUCUUCUUCAUUUUCUUCGUGGAGAAGAGCAAUUCAUGUAUUGAUGAUUCUUUGAUUCAGUAGCA
This is a messenger RNA of Tarenaya hassleriana, 1902 nucleotides long. RefSeq names its product protein ETHYLENE INSENSITIVE 3-like. NCBI's taxonomy places the organism in Eukaryota, Viridiplantae, Streptophyta, Magnoliopsida, Brassicales, Cleomaceae. Gene Ontology annotation, molecular function: DNA-binding transcription factor activity; DNA binding. Gene Ontology annotation, cellular component: nucleus. The transcript has 2 exons. The record is from RefSeq and is a predicted model, not a curated record. Bases 181 to 1749 code for a protein of 522 amino acids.